CGAAUGAUACGUAAAGUUUAAACUUUAUAAACUAUAGUGUAAACUGUUAAGGUUAUAUUUUACUUAAGCAUGGCCAUCUCCAAAGUGCUUCUUGUUACUAUAGUUUUGAUUUCUCUGCUUCUUGUUGAGCUUGUGGAAGCUGAUGAUGACAACCAAAUGGUGAAUAAAAUUGCACCAGAGGGUUUUUACACCCCUGCUUACGCCCCUACUUAUACCUACUCUAAAUUAGAUUGUGGAGCAGCAUGUGAGGGAAGAUGUCGUUUGUCAUCAAGGCAGAAAAUGUGUGUGAGAGCAUGUGGGACUUGCUGUGCUCGUUGUAAUUGUGUCCCUCCUGGCACAUCUGGUAACCAAGAGGUUUGCCCUUGCUAUCGUGACAUGCUUACCCAUGGUGGCAGGCCAAAGUGCCCUUGAAUAUAUAUAUAGUAAUACAUAUUAUACUAGCUAGUAAUAUAUCUGUAUAAAAACUUUUAUGUAAUAUGUAUGUGUAUGUAGACUACUGAUAGUGCAGAGGGGAUUUAAAUAAAAUGCAUCAUGUUUAUGGUGGUCUUUAGGUA
This is a messenger RNA of Capsicum annuum, 554 nucleotides long. Its product is annotated as snakin-2. The transcript has 3 exons. The record is from RefSeq and is a predicted model, not a curated record. Bases 70 to 411 code for a protein of 113 amino acids. NCBI's taxonomy places the organism in Eukaryota, Viridiplantae, Streptophyta, Magnoliopsida, Solanales, Solanaceae.